Aspergillus fumigatus Af293 is the source of this 360-nucleotide messenger RNA. Its product is annotated as prefoldin subunit 5. Gene Ontology annotation, cellular component: prefoldin complex; cytoplasm. NCBI's taxonomy places the organism in Eukaryota, Fungi, Ascomycota, Eurotiomycetes, Eurotiales, Aspergillaceae. The record is from RefSeq and is a predicted model, not a curated record. Gene Ontology annotation, biological process: regulation of DNA-templated transcription; protein folding.
AUGCCACCUACAAAUACCCCCACAUCCGACUCGUCAAGCUCAGGCGGAGCUCCCCCCGGCGCCGUGAACAUCACAUCUCUCUCUGUGCCUCAACUCCGCGCCCUCCAAACCCGCCUCACCUCGGAGCUUGAGCAUCUGACCACCUCGCAUCAGAAACUGCGCGCCGCGCAAUCCAGAUUCCGUGAUUGUGUGCGAUCCAUCAAUGAUGGGGUUGUGGGGUCGGAGAAGAAGGGAACAGCUGGGAAGGAUGAUAUACUGGUUCCUCUGACGAGCUCUCUGUAUGUGAGGGGUAAGCUCGCGGAUCGAGAAAAGGUGCUUGUCGAUGUUGGGACGGGCUUUUAUGUUGAGAAGGUUAGUUGA